Saccostrea cuccullata (small rock oyster) is the source of this 318-nucleotide messenger RNA. RefSeq names its product RING finger protein 151-like. The record is from RefSeq and is a predicted model, not a curated record. NCBI's taxonomy places the organism in Eukaryota, Metazoa, Mollusca, Bivalvia, Ostreida, Ostreidae. Gene Ontology annotation, biological process: ubiquitin-dependent protein catabolic process; protein polyubiquitination. Bases 43 to 318 code for a protein of 91 amino acids. Gene Ontology annotation, molecular function: ubiquitin protein ligase activity. The transcript has 4 exons.
UUUAGUGUAUGUAGAUACAAGUUGUAGUUUGUUACUGAAAGAAUGACAAAAAGACAGAGGGACGACAAAUAUGAAAAUGAAGUCAGAUACUUUCUAAACCCGGAGUCGGUCAGUGUACAUCUGUUUUGUUCAAUUUGCCAAGACGUUUUCCAGGACCCCCAGCGAGCUCCGUGUGGUCAUAGUUUUUGUAGAAAGUGUAUAUUACCAUGGUUACGACAGAGUAAAUCUUGUCCGGAAGACCGUAAACCUGUUAAUGAGAAACAAUUACAUCAUGACUUUAUAUUGGAAAACAUCAUUGGAGAUCAAAUGGUACGUUGA